Metopolophium dirhodum (rose-grain aphid) is the source of this 5732-nucleotide messenger RNA. RefSeq names its product protein prune homolog 2-like. The record is from RefSeq and is a predicted model, not a curated record. Lineage: Eukaryota; Metazoa; Arthropoda; Insecta; Hemiptera; Aphididae. The transcript has 2 exons. Gene Ontology annotation, cellular component: cytoplasm. Bases 597 to 1577 code for a protein of 326 amino acids.
ACUUCAUAUCACGGAUUCGGACUAGGAUGAUAAGCGGGCCACAGUCCUGAAAAUUUUCUUGAAUUUUCUGAAUUUUCUUUGGUGGUGAAAUCGAUAACAGAUGCCGUUUACGUUUUUCCUCCAUGAUUGUGCCGUAUUUUUGCAUAAUCUGCCCACUAUGGCACUUCGUCCGUAUGUCGGGCGAUAUUCGACCCUUCCGUCUUUCUCUUUUUUUUCCCCGACAGGUACUCACGUUCUAUAGCUCAUUAUAGGGAGAAUACCUACGACGUACACGAUUUGUGCGCCGAAAAAAAUUAUUUUGGACUUCGAGUUUGACGGUGCGCGUCCGUCCGGUGUAUGGGUAUUUGUGGUCUGUCUUAACUCUUAGACCUUAGUGCCGUUUAGUUCGUUGUGUGGCUCUUGCUGACUGCUGACCGGUUGUCGAACAAGCUCGACUAUGAAAUAAUACUAAAAUACGUAUCGUAUUGCUGUCCAGAAGCAAGCGCACACACAUUGGUUGCAACAUAUCCUGUCCGUAUCACUGUACGAUCAUUACGUUCAAGGAUCAUUUACUCGAAUACUAUAAACACGUAUCAGUCGUGUAAGAUACAUACACUAUGGACAACGAAAAGGACAUUGAGAGCGGCCAAUCAAUAAAUGACAAUAAUAUGGAGGAUAUUUCUCAACCAGAUUUGCUGUGCCAUACCUAUGCAGUUGAUUCUCAAGUGGCAAGUAAAACACAUUUAGACAUAAACCAUUCAUUGUCAUUUAGUAAUGCUUCUUGUGAACAUUCUAAAAUUCAAGAAGAAGAAUGUGCUUUUUUAACAAAUAACCUACAAAGUGUUCAUCUGACACGUGACAAUCCAUUAUCCAUUAAUCUUCCAUCACGGAGACGUCGAUUGAUACCUAUCAACAAUAAACCUAAUGAUUAUGACUAUGAAUCAAGUUCCGGUAGUGAAUUCAGUGAUAAUACUGAUAGAUUCUUAAAUGUGGACCUCGGAAACAAAUCAAUACCUGAGUUAACAGCUGAAGAAGAACUCAAAGAUGAACGAAACUGGAGGUCUUGUACGGUAACUGGUGUUGUUAGUAAGAUUGAUAUGAAAGUAAUAGAGCCUUAUAAGUGUGUGCUAUCACAUGGUGGUUAUAUGACAACUGGUUCACACAAUGCUAUUAUUGUAUUUAGUGCAUGCUAUUUACCGCAUCGUGAUCGUGUAGACUACAAUUAUGUUAUGAAUAAUCUAUUUGCAUAUGUAGUUUCAACUUUGGACCAACUAGUUACAGAAGAUUAUGUUCUAGUCUAUCUUCAAGGGGGUACUUCUAAGGAUUGUGUUCCUGGUUUCUCUUGGCUGAAACGUUGUUACAAGAUGAUUGAUAGAAAACUAAGGAAAAAUUUGAAGUUUUUGUAUUUGGUUCAUCCGACGUUUUGGUUAAAAACUCUUGUAUUAAUGAUCAAACCAUUUGUAAGCUCAAAAUUUGGCAACAAGAUACAUUUCAUCAACAGCUUAGAUGAACUCUAUGACUGUGUGCCAGUUGAAAGAGCUAGUAUACCAGAUAGGGUGAAACAAUUUGAUUGUACAAAAUCAAAUUCUAACAAGUAGUAUUUUUUUUUACCCAACAACUAUUUUUUAAUAUUAUUACUAUUGUUUAAAACUCUUCCUUAAACCUAUAUACUAGCCUAAUUUUAUCAGUUUGCAUUAGUUAUAUAGCCCAGGAAAAUAACUACUCAUUUUAUAACAAACUGUUAUAUUUAUUAUAUAUAUUUUUAUUUUUUAUUCUCUGUAGUUAUGUUAUUUAUUAAAAAAAUAAAUAUUUACCCUUAUAGCUAAAUCAACUUAUAAGAUAAUUUUUAAAUCUAAUAUUGACUAAUUAUUCACCAUUUUAUAUUCUUAUCUAUGCACAAUUGUAUAAUAAAACGCUCUAAUACAUCUUUGUUUAACAUACACAUUGAAAUAUUUUUCUCAUUAAUCUAAACACCUAAUAACAUACUAAAUAAUAAAAAUAGGAAAAAAAAUAAUAUCAAAACAAUUACGACUACUGUUAUGUAGUAUAAUACCUAAUAAAUAAUUAAUAAUACAAUUUACAAAGAAGAAAAUUCGGUAAAUUACAUUUAGUGUUGUUAGUUUUAAUAUUAUGCUGCGUUUCACAUAAAACUUAAAUGUAACAUCAUGGUCUGUGUUUUCUUAAUAUCAAUUAAAAGUUUUAAAUUAAAGCAGUAGCGUAUUUAAGGGGGAAGGCUAUAUGGGGCCUACCCCUCCCCUAAAUUCACAUUAUUUUAUACUUUUUUUCAUAACACAGAGUAUUAACCUCUCUUACUAAUUAAGUGUUAUGUUGCUAUCAAACAUGUAUUUUGGUUAUUUGAUUAAUAAUUAUGUUAUUAUUUUGAGAUGGAAAGUAUGAGUUAUAACUUAUAACAAUGUAAAAUUUUAAUUUUUUCACGGUAUAAGACAUUUUUAAAUAUGCCCAUAAAUUAAAGUAUUAUGAAUACACCACCUAACAAUUUUGUGACCUUAAGGUUUGAUAAUAGGUAAGUUUACAAUAAUAUUAAAACUAACAAAACUAUACGUGAACUUAAAUUUUCAAUAUAAGAUGAAGACAACAAAUGCAAGUAUGGCGUUUAUUCAAGAACUCAAAUGUUAAAAUUGCUUUCACUAUUAAAAAAAUAUUACUUUUGAUUUAAAAUAUUCAUGAACAUCAAAUUAUUAUAUAAACAAAUGUUCUUAAUUUCAAUACUUAAUUUUUAAUUAGUAAAAAUCUUUAUUCACUCUUGAUUAAUAUUAUCUUUGAUAUAAUAUUGUAAUAUAGCCAUAAGUAAGAAAUAUUAUUACCAGUAAUAUAUUACAUUAGUUGUACACAUUUUAAAAAUUAAAAUCAAAUUUUUUCUAUUUUAGUCCAGUGACAUAUUAAAGACAGUCAUAUUUAAGUAACACACGAUAGCAUCUAUGUAAGCUAAUUAAUAUAUAUUUUUGUUAAUGUUAGUAAAAAUGUUGUAAAAAUUCAGGAAGCAAUGUGUUUUGUCAAAAUGUAUUUUUAAACAAAUGAUAAUAAAAUUUCAAUUUUACAUAAAAAAAAAAAUGUUCUAACAUGUUGAAUUCCUGGGCUUAAUAUACAAACUGCAAAAUGUAUUAGUGUAAUACAGUAUUAUUUAAAUACCUAUCUAGUCUAAUUUAUUAUCAUCAUGCCAUGGUUUUACUAGUGUAUAUUUACUUUUGUGAUAAUUUUAAUCCUAGUUAAUAUAUUAUAUUUUUUCUAUAUUGCAAUCCUAUGUAGCCAUGUUAUAUUUUUACGUUAAUAUGCACUUCAAUUUUAUUAUUUGUUUGUAUUGCAUAUUGAUAAUCAUAAUGACACAGUCAAACGUAGUCAACUCAAAGUUGAAGGGACCGGCCAGAAAGUUUGAGUUAUUCAAGAAUUCAAGUUAUCCAAAGAUAAUACAAUAGGAAAUUCUAGGGACUGGGGAAAAUGUUUGAGGUAUUGUCAAUUUUGACUUAAGACGAUGGCACACCCGUGCGUCUUGUCUCCGUUUUACAAAUGUACAACAUACCAAAAACUGUUUUGCGCAGGGCAACUUUUCUCCCACCAUAUUUGUUGUAGAACUACCAAAUUUUCACAACACGUAAAGAAGAACUUUAUUUGUGCAACAAAGUGCUUUUUUUUAAUAGCACUAUCCAAUCAUUUUUUAUAAGCAAUUGAAAAAAACAAAAAAAUCAAAUGCUUAGAAGCAAAUAACUUUUAUUGUAUUUAUGUUAUCUAAAAUAUGGGCACGCCGUAGUAUAGAUAAUUUUCCACCCUAUAUGUUUAGAAAUUUAUGAUCCACUACUACAAACUCAAAAGAUAAAAAUUGUCCCACGCAAAACAGUUAUUGCUAUGUUGUACAUAUGUAAGACGGAGAAAACACAUACAGGUGUAACAUCUUCUUAAAGAAGUUUGAGUUAAUGUUCAAUUGUAUUAUAAUUGAUUUUUACAAAAAAAAUUCAAAUAUAUUAAUUUUGCAAAUUUUUCCAGAAUAAUUUUUUUGUGGAUAACAUUAAAAUUGAAUUUGAAGCAAGACUUUCAUAGCCUCGUAGGUGCCUUUUGCCUAUAAUUAUAAAAAUCAGAAGGAGAGAUAUAAGACAUUACAAUAAUUAAUAGUAAAACAUUUUUUAUUGUUUACUUUAUAUUGAGACAUCGCUUCCUAUGCAUAAAAUUUUAAUUGCAAUAUAUGAGUUUUACAUCGUUUUUCAAACAAUGUCCAUACAUAUAUUUAUCAUAUAUUCAUAUUGCAACCAUAAAAUUUAUUAACUAGGAUUAUUAUUCCAAAAACUAUUUAAUAUUUUUAAACACACUUUUAUAGUAGAAAUUAAUAUUAAUUUGUCUCGUGUUGUAUUGUAAUUUUUUUUUAUAUUAUAUUGUAACUAGAAAAAGCACAAAAAGACUGUUAUUGUUGCUGAUUUAACAGCAUUUAUUUUAUGAAACUAUAACUACUACUAUAAUAUUAUGUAAAUCAAAACAAAAAAUAAUACAAUUUUGUAUAAAAUUCUUUUACUGAAUAUGGAUUAAAAUCAACAUAUUUUUUCUUAGAUAAAAUUGUAUUUUCAAUUUAAAAUUGAACAUGUUUGCUGUUAAGUAUAAUAUUAUAUUGUAUAAUAUAACUAAUAUGAGUUCAAAAUUAAAUAAAUUUAAAAAAAAAUCUUAUUCAAGCUUAAAUGCAGUUCAAGAUUUUUGGUUUUUAUUGUCAUAGUAAGUACAGUGUUCAUUAUUAUUUUGUUGUAUAAUAAACCACUGUCAAAAAAAUUCUAGACAAAUUGAAUACCUAAUGUUCAAUUUUUAUGUGUUUAUCAUUAACCAUAAAAAGUAUUGUUCAGAUUAAACAUUGCCACAUUGGACAAUGCAAUUUAUUGCCGCACAAUAUUUUAUGAUAAUGUUUGUUCGUUUGAUAACCUUUUAGAAACAAAACUACUGUCCAAUUUUAAUUUUAGCCACAUUGAUACUGUUACAUAAACAUUUAAAAGACAGGCCUUGAACAACGAAAUACUGCCAGUAAUUGCCAAAACUUUUCAUUAAAAUAUUAAAGCUAGGAACAAUGCAAUCAAGGUUAAUACAUCAACAGGUACAGGCUACCAAUCAUGCUCUCAACCUUUGGAUUAAUCUCAGUCCAUAAUGUACAAUGUGUCCCUGCCCAAACUGACAGGUUGGCAUGCGGCUCAUAAUUUCCUAAUUAAUUUCCCUCCUCUUCAUCAUUAGACUAAAUUUAAAUGACAUUUUUUCUUUUCGGCCUCAAUUUUUCAUAAUUUAUUAGUGCUUUCUUUUUCAAUAAUCUAAUCAUAAUAAAAGCUAUCCUCCUUUUUUCCUAUUCAAACUUUACUUUUCUUCUGUUUUUUUAUUUUGCUCUGUUUAAUAUUAAUCUUAUUAUAAUUUAUGAUAGUUGAGAAUUUGAGAUACAUUAACUCAUUUUAGUAUUUCAUUAAACAAACAGCAAUCGAGGUCACAUAACAAUAAUUGAACUGUUUAAAUCAAGAAUAAUCUACUACAUAGUUUAUAAAUACUAUUUCAUUUUAGUGAGAUUAUUAUGCAAUAUUAAUUUAUAUAAUUAUAAUUAUACAAUCAACACAGUCUCUCGACAGAUUAAAAGUAAUAUUUAUUAGAUUAGAAAUUUUAGUUACAAUAUAAAAUAAAACUUAAUGAUGUAGGUAUUAAAGUUAUGUUAAAUUAAUUGUAUUUAUAUUUUAUAAAAUAAUUAUAACUUGUAAAACUGUACAAUGUUUCUUAUUUCUAACCAA